Exophiala viscosa is the source of this 1454-nucleotide messenger RNA. RefSeq names its product chaperonin 10-like protein. Gene Ontology annotation, cellular component: mitochondrion. Bases 275 to 1390 code for a protein of 371 amino acids. Gene Ontology annotation, molecular function: oxidoreductase activity. The record is from RefSeq and is a predicted model, not a curated record. Lineage: Eukaryota; Fungi; Ascomycota; Eurotiomycetes; Chaetothyriales; Herpotrichiellaceae. The transcript has a single exon.
AUGCUUAGUGCCCCCAGAACGCUAAAGGCAUCAAUACGAAUCCUGAAUUGUUACUGGACGACUUGAUCAUUUGCAUUCCACAUGUGUACUAGUACCAGCAUCUCCUGGACUCGGUCUUCGGGAAUACCGUCGUAUAUACCCUUAAUUCCUGGCCCUGGGACGGGCAUCAAACACCUAUAUAUUUGGUUUUUGCAAAUCCCAAAAACAGUAUGCAGCAAAGCAGUGGAUUACAAGUCUGUUUCAAAUCAGAAAAAUCUACACUCAAGCCAUCAUCAUGCCAUCGGAUCCCCCAUCCCAUCACAAGGCUCUGGUCAUCGAGGCUGUGGGCGCCGAUCUCCAGGUCCAAACACUGCCAACACCACAGGCCGACACUGGAAGCGUUGUCGUCCGCGUGAUCGCCGCUGGUGUGCUGUCCUACCAGCGCGAGAUCUACGGUGGACAACGUACCUACGCGUUUCCCAUGCCAUUAGUCGGCGGCUUCAGCGCCAUCGCCCGCGUGGCCGCUGUCGGACCCGAUGCGACGCUGCUGAAGCCAGGCCAACUCGUCUUCGUCGACUGUGUCAUACGUGCACGCGAUGAUCCAAGUGCUCGUUACCUGACUGCGAUACACGAGGGUGGCUCCGAGGGUAGCAAGAAGCUGAUGAAAGACGUGUGGAGGAACGGCACAUUCGCUGAAUAUGCCAAGGCCCCUCUCGACAACUGCAUUCCGCUUGACGAAGCGAGGCUGUGUCACGAACUGGGCUACACGCCCCAAGACCUGAUGUACUUGUGCUAUCUCCUCGUGCCGUUCGGCGGCCUCCGAGACAUCAAGGUCGAGCCGGGCGAGACGGUCGUGGUGUGUCCGGCAACAGGUGGUUUCGGCGGCGCCGGGGUGCAGGUCGCAGUUGCUAUGGGUGCGAGAGUGAUCGCGAUGGGUCGCAAUGAGAAGGAGUUGGCAAGACUCAAGGAGCAUGUCAAGAAAGGGACACCCUGGGCAAGCGUGGAGACCGUCAAGAUUACCGGAGACGAAACCAGAGAUACCGCUGCCUUGCAAGCUUUCGGUACCAUUGACGCCGUGUUGGAUCUCUCGCCUCCGGCUGCAAUGAAUUCGACGCACUUGAAGAGCGCGAUUCUGGCGUUGCGUCAGGGCGGACGGUGCAGCCUAAUGGGCUUGGCCAGUGACUUUGUGCCUGUCUGGAAAGUCAUUUCCGAUGACAUUGUCAUGAAAGGCAAGUUGAUGUACUCGCGGGACGAUAUGCUGCUGUUUGUCAAGAUGUUGGAAAGAGGUCUGUUUCCGAAGGGGGAGAGCUUCGUGGAUGCAAAGACUUUUGCGCUAGAGGAUUGGAAGGAGGCUUUCGACGAAGCGGCCGAGUACAUUGGCAUUGGUAAGCACGUCAUGAUCACACCAUGAGUUCGGAAGUGUUGAGGAGCUGGACCUGUAGCGCGACGGAACAAAAAUAACAUUCUCCUCUCAG